AUGGCUGAUGGAGACUUCAAUCCCUCUGAGUUGUUUGGAGAUCUUGAGGAACAGGAAACCAACUCCGGUGAUCAGGAGAAACGACUCUUCCUAAAAGACAUUCGUUCGAUGCUCUACGCUUUUGGGGACGUGGAAUCCCCCCUGCCGGAGACCGUUGCCGUUCUCGAAGAGAUCGCCGUCCAGUACAUAAUUGACAUGCAACUCGGACUGAACGUUGAGCCCGUAGCUCCAGGUUCUAAUUCCAAUUACUCGAGUCAAACCUAG
Messenger RNA from Dibothriocephalus latus, 264 nucleotides. Lineage: Eukaryota; Metazoa; Platyhelminthes; Cestoda; Diphyllobothriidea; Diphyllobothriidae. The record is from the annotation of a GenBank genome assembly.